CUUGACCGUUCAAUCCUAAUAACCCUAAAGACCAUUAGAAAGCCUUGCACUUUCUUCCUCCGGCGCCGUUACAUUCUCUUCUCUUUCGCUCCUUCUACUAACAAAACCUUGUUGCAGAUUCACAUCUCCCCAUUUUUCUUCUCCUCGUCGAGCCAACAGUGUGGUUCCUCAUCCAACGCCAAACGAAGGCUAUCAUGGUGGGAGGACUCGACGCCGGAGCGGUCCCAUUCAACCCCGAUGGGUGGGGCCCACCAGAUUUCACCACGACAACCGUCGACGCCGCCAACAACGACAACAACCUCCCUCUAAACGUGCCCUUCGCGCCCUUCUCGCGCUCCGAGAAGCUGGGCCGGAUCGCCGACUGGACCCGCAACUUCAACAACGCGGCCCGGUCCAAGAACCCCUCCGACUCCGUCUUCGACUUCUCCAACGACGAGUCGUUCCCGGCCUCCGCAGACGACGACGCCUCCUUCCGCCUCGUCGACGGCAAACCUCCCCCGAAGCCCCGCUUCGGCCCCAAAUGGCGCUUCCAGCAGCAGCGUCAGCUCCCCCAGCGCCGCGACGAAGAGGUGGAGGCAAAGCGCCGCGAGGCCGAGAAGGAUCGCGCCCGCCGCGACCGCCUCUACCACCAGAACCGCUCGAACGCCAACCAGACCCGCCGCGAGGCCGCGGUGUUCAAGUCCUCCGUGGACAUCCAGCCCGAGUGGAACAUGCUGGACCAGAUCCCUUUUUCCGCCUUCUCCAAGCUCUCCUUCUCCGUCCCCGAGCCCCCCGAGGACCUCCUCCUCUGCGGAGCCCUCGAGUUCUACGACCGCUCCUACGACCGCGUCGCGCCCAAGAAUGAGCGCCGCCUCGAGCGCUUCAAGAACCGCAACUUCUUCAAGGUCACCACCACCGACGACCCCGUUAUCCGUCGCCUCGCCAACGAGGACAAGGCCACGGUUUUCGCCACUGACGCCAUCCUCUCCACGCUCAUGUGCGCUCCGCGUUCGGUGUACUCCUGGGAUAUCGUGGUCCAGAGGGUCGGGAACAAGCUCUUCUUUGAUAAGCGCGACGGGUCGCAGCUCGAUCUGCUCUCUGUGCACGAGACCUCACAGGAGCCCUUGCCGGAGGCCAAGGAUGACAUCAACUCUGCUUACUCGCUCGGGGUUGAAGCCGCGUAUAUCAACCAGAACUUUUCUCAGCAGGUCCUGAUCAGGGACGGGGAUAAGGUCACCUUCGAUGAGCCCAAUCCGUUUGCAAACGAAGGCGAAGAGGUUGCCUCUGUGGCGUACCGGUACCGGCGGUGGAAGCUCGAUGAUGACAUGUUCCUAGUGGCGCGGUGCGAGGUCCAGAGCGUGGUUGAGGUGAACAAGCAGAGGUCGUUCCUCACUCUCAACGCCCUCAACGAGUUUGAUCCGAAAUACUCAGGCCUCGAUUGGAGGCGGAAGCUAGAGACUCAGAGAGGCGCGGUGUUGGCCACCGAGCUCAAGAACAAUGCGAACAAGCUCGCAAAAUGGACCUCUCAGGCUCUGUUGGCCGGUGCGGAUAUGAUGAAAUUGGGGUAUGUUUCAAGGGUUCAUCCUCGCGAUCAUUUCAACCAUGUGAUAUUGUCGGUGGUUGGGUACAAGCCGAGGGAGUUUGCAGGGCAGAUCAAUUUGAACACAUCCAAUAUGUGGGGAAUUGUGAAGUCUAUUGUGGAUUUGUGUAUGAAAUUGAAUGAAGGGAAGUAUGUGCUUGUGAAAGACCCGACCAAGCCACAGGUUAGGAUCUACGAGGUGCCACCAGAUGCAUUCGAGAAUGAUUAUGUGGAGGAGCCUCUGCCAGAGGACGAGCAGGUUCAACCUCCUACGGAGGAGGCCAAUGGUGGGGAGGCAAAUGCUGUUGAAGAUAAGGAGGUUGAUGCUCCAGCUUAAAGGCUGGCUAACACUGAAGAAUAUAUUGAUGGGAAAUUCACUGGAAAUCUGGGAGAGAUUUUGAUCAGUUGAAGCUCGUGAAUGCACCUGAAAGUUGCGGUUGUUUACUUGUGGUAAAUCAAUUGUGAACGGUCAUCCCACACUGACAUGGUGUACCGGAAAAGGUGAAAAGGAUGUAACAAACACAAAAUCGGUCGGCACGAGGUGCGGACCCUACUUAGACAACGUUGUGGGAUGCUGGCUGCCACUUUUUCUGAGUACCAAAAGCUCUGCACGCUUGGGCAGGUGUUUGUGGAUCUGGCUGACAUGACAUAGUCCCGUUUGGCAAUCUACUCGUCCUUCUCUUAUUUUCACUUCUCCAUAAAACAUAAACUUAAAAAUAUUCUUAAUUUUUUUUUUUGCUACUUUUUAUAUUACAUCAACAUUUUUUUAUUACUAUUUAAAUAAAAAAAAUACACUAUAAAUUUUUCAA
Messenger RNA from Alnus glutinosa, 2367 nucleotides. Its product is annotated as eukaryotic translation initiation factor 3 subunit D-like. The record is from RefSeq and is a predicted model, not a curated record. Gene Ontology annotation, molecular function: translation initiation factor activity. Gene Ontology annotation, biological process: translational initiation. Gene Ontology annotation, cellular component: eukaryotic translation initiation factor 3 complex; cytoplasm. The transcript is spliced from 4 exons. NCBI's taxonomy places the organism in Eukaryota, Viridiplantae, Streptophyta, Magnoliopsida, Fagales, Betulaceae. The coding region runs from base 195 to 1895 and encodes 566 amino acids.